Saccostrea echinata is the source of this 2112-nucleotide messenger RNA. RefSeq lists its product as uncharacterized. The coding region runs from base 48 to 545 and encodes 165 amino acids. The record is from RefSeq and is a predicted model, not a curated record. Lineage: Eukaryota; Metazoa; Mollusca; Bivalvia; Ostreida; Ostreidae. The transcript has 4 exons.
AAAAUAGAAUUCGUUGACGUGAAACUUUGUCAAAUCAAGGAAGAAAAAUGCUGACAUUUUGUUUAGCGCUUUGUUGUCUUCCUCUUGUCUGUGAAGCAGGGUCAUACUGCUACACCUAUUCCUAUAAUGGAUACACCUCUUACACCUGUAGAUAUUACAUGUCAUACGUUGAUAGAUUUGGAAUUGCCUAUGGAACUGUAACUGGAAUUGGACUAUUGGUAGCUUUAAUUAUAUUUAUUGCCUGCAAAAGUAGACAAAGACCAAAUAACUCAACCAUACUUCUGCAACCUGGUUAUCCAGGUGUCGCUUACGCCCAGUCAGGUCAGCAGGUGAUAUUUUCUCCGCAACCAGGAAUCAUUCAGGCACCAGCACAGCAGACUACCAUCAACAGCCCUGCAAUACCCUUUUUAAACCAGCAAGGUCAGACAUCAGGGGCAGAACCAGCUGCAACAAGUACUAUGGGGGCAAUAGGAACCACACCAAUAUCACCUGAUACUCAAGAAAGCAAAAAUAAAACAAACAACCCACCGCCAUAUUGUGUGUAGAAGCGCUUGUUAACUCAUCUUAUGUGGUGUACAUAGUAAUACGUUAAGGAAGAUAGUAUCCAUGAAUUUGUUUCAAUAUUUAAUUAAGGUUUUCCAUCCCUAAUAGGACCUAAUUCUCUAUCCUGAAAUAUCCAUCAUGUAUAUAAUACUCUGAUAUAAAAUCAAAGCCUUUUACAGUAGAAAAGGAUUUACCAAGAGAAAAUUUCAAAAACGUAAUUAUCUAAGCAGUAAUUAAUUAACAGAAAUUGCAUUGAAGUCUAUGAAGACAAGCGAUAUUUUAAAAAUAAAAAUUCAAAUAAUAAAAAUAUCAAUGAAUACUGUGGUGGAAAGAUGCAUUAAAUCAUUAGAAAUAGAAUGAUAAUUGAAAACAAUUUUUUUACCGUAUAGAUUUUUUAAAAUUAAUUAUUAUUACUUAAAAAAAGAGGGAGAUAACUCUUCAACAAAGGUCAAGAUCAUAAAUUAGGACACGUUCCAUUCUUACAUGAUAAUAGUGAUAAAUGGGAAUUAUGUCUAUAUAUACUGAGUAUUCCACCCAUACACAUCUGUUAUGUAUUCAAAUUUAUUGAAUCUGAGGCUAUUAGCGAAGGAAUACCUUAAGUAAACACAUGUACAUUAUAUGGACUUGGGCAGGAGGCUAAGCCUGUUUGAGUGCUCUCCCAAGAGUAUCUUAUAUUUGUUCACAUACUAUAAAAUGUUACUUCAAUGAUCUUUUGAAAUGUUCUUUUGUAUUGUUGCUAUGAUAUUUUUGAAUAUGUUCACAAUCUAAAACAUACAAAAUCAUUUCUAUAUUCUUUUGGUAGUCGAGUCAAUUAGGCAAGCAUGUAGGCCAAACGUCAAACUAAUUGCAACAGAAAUUAUUUUGUUAUGAAUUUAAUCUAACGUACAAAAAUAAAUGAAGUAAAAUAUCCAUCAAAAUCGGAUAAAAUGAAAGAAGGAAUUUUAGUGCAAUUAAGUUACCUGAUAGAUAAGAAUUUAAGAAGAAAAGGGGCAUAACUCUGUAAAUCUAUCCAGUAGCCAAAAGAAAUUCCUGUUUCUUCAUAAAAUCGUAGUCUGAUUACCUUACAUUCUAGAUAAUAUAAAUUUCGAAUGGAUGUUUUGAAAUUAACUUUACACGUUUUUAUUUUUAUUUUUGGAAUGUUAAUUCCAAUUGAUAGUGAAUACAGAUUUUAGAAAAGAAUAAUUAUAUAGGGCCUAUAAUUUUUCCUUAAUGUAGAACCUACGUCGUAUGACGUCAAAGGUAAGUGAACGAAUCCAAAACUGUCUCAGCUAUUGAAAUUAAUGUGGUAAUGUGAAUGACAUGCAACUACAUGUAUGUUGAGGAAUGCAAAGUUGCAAAGAAAUCUUCACUUGCCUUCAAAAUAUAGUACAAUAUCUUGACGAUAUGUCGUCCAAGUCAUAGAUAUGAUAAGGAUCGUGUUUAAGGUUUGCAAUAUCUAUUAUGAAAUGAUGUGUAUUCAUUUGCACAAUUAUUUGUUAUUCAUUCAUGUGUUAACAUAUUUGAAUGUAAUUUUGCCUGCUGCUGUCUAAGAAACAUACUCUAAUAAACUAACAUAUGAAUGAAAAUCAA